AUGGCCUCUUACCAGAAUGCGAACAAUGCUCCCGAGGUAGUGCAGCAGAGCAUACCCGAGGUGUACUACCCUCAGUCGGAUGGAUAUCCCCAGUCGGCUGUCUAUCCUCAGUCAGCCGUCUCGCCUUCGUAUCACGCCCAUUCACAGGCGCCAGACCCCACGGGCUCGCCUAUCAAACCCGAGUCGGCAACGCUUCAUCCUGGAUACACACCAUCACCCGUUAGCGAUAACCACUCACAAGUGACGAGUCCGAAAGCGAAAAGGACCUUUUGCGGCUGCACCAUCCUCGUCCUCAUCUUGUCCAUCAUUAUCGCCGCCUUGUCCGCUGCCGUCAUUGGACUUGCCGUAGGGACAGGUGUCCAGACGAACCGUGCCAACGAUGCGAAGGAGAAGUUGAACGCGCUCUCUGCAGAAGCAGCUGCCGCAGGGCCGGCAACGACGACUGUGACCGUGUCUGAGGCUGUGCCGACAGAGACGAGCUUCUCAGCCAUUACUCAUGGCUGCUCGGACGAAAAAGACGAGACGUCAGGAACAGAUUAUACCACUCACUUCUCUGACAAGGUGACCUUCACCAUGUUCUGCAACUCCAAUGCGCCGCCUUAUGCUCCCCUUUUGGCGCUUGCUGUGCCCGACUUUGACCGAUGCAUGGACGCUUGUGCUUCGUACACCAAAUACAUCAAGGGGACUUUCGAGUCCGAUUCUGACAGUGUCAACGCGACGUGCACAGCCGUCAGCUUCAUUCCCGGGUGGACGUCCAAGGAGGCGGCCGUUGACGCAAACGCCGAAGGCAACUGUUAUCUCAAGUCGGGUCGGCAGAGGAGGUCGGCUCUCGAGCCAGUGAAGCCUGGACCAGGCGAAACGCAUGCGGCUAUUCUAUCAGACUCUUGA
Molecule: messenger RNA, 888 nt
Organism: Verticillium nonalfalfae
Lineage: Eukaryota; Fungi; Ascomycota; Sordariomycetes; Glomerellales; Plectosphaerellaceae
Exons: 2
Coding region: 1-888 (295 amino acids)
Source: RefSeq, a predicted model, not a curated record